GGCAGUCUUCGUUCACCUGUCUACCUAUUCAGUAUUUGUCAAUUAAAAAAUGUCAACAGAUUCCUGAAUCUUGCAUAAAAUGAACAACCUGUACUUCUUCAUAUGCACAGUUGGUAUCUUCCACCUUGGUCUCGCUCAACAGAUCCGAAGAAGACAAACCGACAUAGAAAAUUCAGGCAACACGUCGUCUUGUAAAGACCUGGGCAUCAAUACCAAAUUCUUCGUGGGGCUACAGAAACCCCUGCGGAGGCACCAUUGCGGGGCCACUCUUCUAAACAGCCAUUGGGUUCUCAGCACAGCCCAAUGUCGAACGAAAGGCCUCUACGCAGUCGCAGGAAUAAACGAUGUCCAAGACUAUUACGUCAUGUCGAAAAUAGACAGAAUAUUCCCCCAUCCCCAUUGGAACAAAACAACUAACGCGGACGACAUAGCGCUGUUCGAGCUCGUUGACACCAUUAAAGCUAACAAUCCCUUCGUUGAGUAUGUGAAGCUUCCAGAGAAACAAUACCCUACUUAUCAGAUGGACUAUGAGGUGUGCAAGUCAGCUUACAUCUUAGGAAUCCCGUACAGAAAGGAUGGGACCUUCCGGGACCAAAUACGGUGCCAGCUUGACCUCCAAGUCAUGUCUUGGCAAUUCUGUAGUUCCGAGUACAUGGGCGCUGUCGCCGUGAACAUCCUGUGUACUGGUAGUGGGGCAGAGGUAUGUCGAGGAGAUCUAGGUGGACCCUUGAUGUGCGGCAAUAUUCAGUAUGGAGUCAUCAGCAGUCAAGAGUGUGAUGAUGAAAUGACUCCCAUUUAUACGAGAAUAGAUCCUUUGUUACCUUUCAUAAGAGCAGGCAUGCGUAGAAGAGAAAAAAUAGCACGGAGCGCAUCGCAGAAGAUGUAUUCAAGUGGAGCUCUUGUUGUAGUGUCACUAUUUUAUUAUUCAAUGAUGACGUAGGUCUUAUAUAUUAUCCUACUUUGGCGUAUUACCAGUAGAUAAGUUGAAGAGGACACAUUUCAAACAGAUUUGGCUCAGAACCCUCAUAGUUUAUCUACUUAUACCUAUUAUCUUAAAAUCGUUGUGUCAACCUAUAUGAAUUGUAAUUAUAUAUACAUAUUUUCAUCAUGAUUGCACUGAGAAAAAACUUUUCGACUUAAAAUUCCUGAAAAAAUCGCACCUUGAAGUUUUGCCAUAUAAUUAAAUAACACCCUGUAUAAUGAUAAUCCAGCUUUUAUCCAUCCGUAUUAAUUAGUCGUAACGCACGAUAUCAUGAUCUCAGCACAAGAAUUCAAAUAUCCAGAAUACAGUG
Molecule: messenger RNA, 1292 nt
Organism: Phaedon cochleariae (mustard beetle)
Lineage: Eukaryota; Metazoa; Arthropoda; Insecta; Coleoptera; Chrysomelidae
Source: the annotation of a GenBank genome assembly